CCAAGUCACGCGCUGGCGGUACCCUCAGGUCUGCACCCACAACUGUUGCAGCGCUGUGGAGGGUACCGCUGUUUUGGAAGCUUGGAAGGCCCGGGGUGAGGCUCCCUAGGAGAGGGCGGGGCCGGAGGCUCGGCUCUGUACGGCGGAGGAGUUCUGCCCUUUUCCAAAAGGAUCCCAGAGGAAGACUGAUCUUUUUCUGCAAAUACCAAAGCCAUGGCUCAGGAGUCAGUGAUGUUCAGUGAUGUGUCCAUAGACUUCUCUCAGGAGGAGUGGGAAUGCCUGAAUGAUGAUCAGAAAGAUUUAUACAGAGAUGUGAUGUUGGAGAAUUACAGCCACCUGGUUUCAAUGGCAGGACAUUCUGUUUCUAAACCAGAUGUGAUCUCCUUUUUGGAGCAGGGGAAGGAGCCCUGGUUGGUUGACCGAGAACUAACAAGAGACCAGUGGCCAGUCCUGGAAUCAAGAUGUGAGACCAAGAAAUUAUUUCUGAAGAAGGAGAUUUAUGAAAUAGAGUCAGCGCAGUGGGAGUUAAUGGAAAGACUUACAAGACAUGACCUUCAGUGCUCUAGUUUCAGAGAUGAUUGGGAAUGUAAUGGCCAGUUUGAGAAACAACAUGGCUCUCAGGAGCGACACUUUGGUCAACUGAUAUUCACCCAUGAAGGCAUGCCUACAUUCAGUCAGCAUCCAUCCUUUACAUUACAGCAAAUCAUCAAUAAUAAAGAGAAAUACUGUGGAACUAAGGAAUAUAGGAAAGCCUUUAGACAUGACUCACAGCUUACUACACAUCAAAUAAUUCAUACCAUUGAGAAGCCCUAUGAAUGUAAGGAAUGUGGAAAAGCCUUUAGACAUCCCUCAAGACUCAGUCAUCAUCAGAAAAUUCAUACUGGCAAGAAACCCUUUGAAUGUAAGGAAUGUGGGAAAACAUUUAUUUGUGGUUCAGACCUUACUCGACAUCACAGAAUUCACACUGGUGAGAAACCCUACGAAUGUAAGGAAUGUGGAAAGGCCUUUAGUAGUGGCUCAAACUUCACUCGACAUCAGAGAAUUCACACUGGUGAAAAGCCCUAUGAAUGUAAAGAAUGUGGGAAGGCCUUUAGUAGUGGCUCAAACUUUACUCAACAUCAAAGAAUUCAUACAGGGGAGAAACCCUAUGAAUGUAAGGAAUGUGGCAAUGCCUUUAGUCAGAGCUCACAACUUAUCAAACAUCAGAGAAUUCAUACAGGUGAGAAACCCUAUGAAUGUAAGGAAUGUGAAAAGGCUUUUCGUUCUGGUUCGGAUCUUACUAGACAUCAGAGAAUUCAUACUGGUGUUAAACCCUAUGAAUGCAAAGAAUGUGGAAAGGCCUUUAGAGUACGCCAACAGCUUACUUUUCAUCACAGAAUUCAUACUGGUGAAAAACCCUAUGAAUGUAAGGAGUGUGGAAUGGCCUUCAGACAGACUGCACACCUUACUCGACAUCAGAGACUUCAUUCUGGUGAAAAACUCUAUGAAUGUAAAGAAUGUGGAGAAUCUUUUAUAUGUGGCCCAGACCUUAGAGUACAUCAGAAAAUUCAUAUUGGCGAAAAGCCCUAUGAAUGUAAAGAAUGCGGGAAAGCCUUCAGAGUGCGAGGACAACUUACUCUCCAUCAGAGGAUUCAUACUGGUGAGAAACCCUAUGUAUGUACAGAAUGUGGAAAGGCCUUUAGACAGUAUGCACAUCUCACUCGACAUCAGAAGCUUAAUAUUGCUGACAAACUCUAUGAAUGUAAAGAAUGUGGGAAGGCCUUUUUGUGUGGCUCUGGCCUUAGAGUACAUCACAAACUUCAUACUGGUGAGAAACCCUAUGAAUGUAAGGAAUGUGGGAAAGCUUUCAGAGUGAGACAGCAACUAACACUGCACCAGAGAAUUCAUACUGGUGAGAAACCCUAUGAAUGUAAGGAAUGUGGAAAGACCUUCAGUCGUGGUUAUCAUCUUAUUCUUCAUCACAGAAUUCAUACUGGUGAGAAACCUUAUGAAUGUAAGGAAUGUUGGAAGGCCUUUAGUCGUUACUCACAACUUAUUUCACACCAAAGUAUCCAUAUUGGUGUUAAACCUUAUGACUGCAAGGAAUGUGGGAAGGCUUUUAGAUUGCUCUCACAACUUACACAACAUCAGAGUAUUCAUAUUGGUGAGAAACCCUAUAAAUGUAAGGAAUGUGGGAAGGCCUUUAGAUUGCGCCAAAAACUUACUUUACAUCAGAGCAUUCAUACUGGUGAAAAACCCUUUGAAUGUAAGGAAUGUAGGAAGGCCUUUAGACUUAAUUCAUCCCUUAUUCAGCAUCUGAGAAUUCAUUCUGGUGAGAAACCUUAUGAAUGUAAGGAAUGUAAGAAGGCCUUUAGACAACAUUCACACCUUACCCAUCAUCUAAAAAUUCAUAAUGUAAAAAUAUAAGAUAGUUUUUCAAUCCUGUAUUGUAGAAUACUCUAUGAAUAUAGUAAUUAAUCCUUUUUGCUUCCUUCAUACAGGCAAUUGACUUAAGAGGUUUUAUAUCAUUAAAAUAGUAUGUUAAUUUAAUGUAUUCCACCAUCACUUAAACCUGAUAAACUUUACACUUACUCUAAAAACUAAUCCUAAUCAGUGUGACAAAUGUGGGAGACACUUAUCUCUGUCCCAUCACUUUCCUACUUGUAUUAUAUUGACAAGAUGCUUAACUGCUCUGUGCUAUAAUUUUUUCAUUUGUAAAAUGGUAAUACAAUACUGUGGCAGAAUAAAAAUUGUUGCAAAUUGUUUGACAUUCCCUCUUUCCCCCCAUCAAAAUCUGGAAUCCACAUCCGUUCUCCUUGAGGAUGGGCAGACCAAGACUACUUUGACUAGUAGAAGUACUGCUGUGCCAGUUUCCAGGCUUUACUGGUGGAUUUUACUUCAUCUCUUGGAGUGCUCCUUUAAGCUUAGGCUCUGAAUUCUGUUAAAAAGUCUGUCUGCUCUGCUGAAGAGACCACAUGGAGAAGACCUAAGACCACAAAGAAAGGAAGAGGCACCCUUCUGAGCCCAGUCUUCCACACAUGUCUACCAAGACGCCAGACAUUUAAGUGAAAUAGUGUUGGAUCCUCCAGACCACCCAGCAGCUGAGUACCCACUGAGUGACUUCAGUUGAUACCAUAUAAAACAGAUGAAUCUAUCAACUGAGUCCCUGCCCAAAUUCCUGACCCACAAGAUCAUGAGAUAUAAUAAAAUGAUUGUUGUUUUAAGCCACUAAAUUUUGUUUUAUUAUUAUCAUUAGUAUUACUCCUUUGAAAAUUCAUAUGAAAGACUAUGGGCACAAAGAAUAUAGAAAUGCCUUCCACCAACACUCACCCUUAUUUAACUUCAGAUAACUUACUCUUUUUAAACUAGUGGAAGUGAGAAAUUGUUUUUCAACUUGUUCAUAAAAAAGCAGAUAUUCUACAGUCUACAUUCUCUGGCCCAAGUCUAAAUUUAACUUAAAAUUAACAAAGAAUAAUGUAAAAAGAAACUUUGGAAAUUUAAAAUUACUUGUAUUAUAACUUCUGUAUUGAUUUUUAAAAAUACAUUGUAGCCUUUUUUUGUGC
Messenger RNA from Neofelis nebulosa (Clouded leopard), 3542 nucleotides. RefSeq names its product ZFP82 zinc finger protein (gene ZFP82). NCBI's taxonomy places the organism in Eukaryota, Metazoa, Chordata, Mammalia, Carnivora, Felidae. Gene Ontology annotation, molecular function: DNA-binding transcription repressor activity, RNA polymerase II-specific; RNA polymerase II cis-regulatory region sequence-specific DNA binding. The transcript has 7 exons. Gene Ontology annotation, biological process: negative regulation of transcription by RNA polymerase II. The record is from RefSeq and is a predicted model, not a curated record. Bases 214 to 2406 code for a protein of 730 amino acids. Gene Ontology annotation, cellular component: nucleus.